AACAAUAAACCAGCUAUGCAUGCUCAGUUCAAAGUUUAUUUUUAGUUUACUCGAAUCAACUUGUGUUAAUUGUAAAUAAUGUUCAUUAUUCAAGUUUUUCUAUUUACAAUUUGCUCAUUUGUUUUAUUUUUGGCUGCAUAUAAUCAUUACUAUAUGCAAAAUGGCAUAGUGACAAAACGGGGAGCUGGAUUACUAGUUUUUCGUCGAUUUGAUUCGCAAAUCGAAUAUCUACUGUUGAAAGCUUCAAAAGGUUCACCACCAAAACACUGGUCGCCACCAAAAGGUCAUAUGGAUCCAGGUGAAGAUGAUUUCACCGCUGCAUUGCGAGAAACAAGAGAAGAGGCCGGUUACACGGCCGAUGAUCUGAACAUUUACAAAAACGAACAAAAAACCAUCAACUAUAACGGCAAUGGGAAACAUAAGAUAGUUACCUUCUGGCUUGCCGAACUUGAAGAUCCCAAAAAAGUUCCAACACUCUCUAAAGAACACACAGAAUUUAAGUGGUUGCCCAAAGAUGAUGCGACAUCAUUGGUUGGCAAUUCAAAUUUUACUGAUAUUGUUACAUAUUUCCAUGAUAAAAUUGAAAAGCUGUAGCCUAGCUCAAAGAAUUUUAAAAGAUAUGAUAAGAAGCUUUAAGAAGCAAU
Messenger RNA from Sitodiplosis mosellana (orange wheat blossom midge), 644 nucleotides. RefSeq names its product bis(5'-nucleosyl)-tetraphosphatase [asymmetrical]-like. Gene Ontology annotation, molecular function: bis(5'-nucleosyl)-tetraphosphatase (asymmetrical) activity. NCBI's taxonomy places the organism in Eukaryota, Metazoa, Arthropoda, Insecta, Diptera, Cecidomyiidae. Gene Ontology annotation, biological process: ATP biosynthetic process; AMP biosynthetic process. The transcript has 3 exons. The coding region runs from base 79 to 594 and encodes 171 amino acids. The record is from RefSeq and is a predicted model, not a curated record.